Molecule: messenger RNA, 2134 nt
Organism: Odontomachus brunneus
Lineage: Eukaryota; Metazoa; Arthropoda; Insecta; Hymenoptera; Formicidae
Product: lysophosphatidylserine lipase ABHD12
Exons: 10
Coding region: 747-1823 (358 amino acids)
Biological process (GO): phosphatidylserine catabolic process; monoacylglycerol catabolic process
Cellular component (GO): endoplasmic reticulum membrane
Molecular function (GO): monoacylglycerol lipase activity; phosphatidylcholine lysophospholipase A1 activity
Source: RefSeq, a predicted model, not a curated record
UUAUAGACAAUGUUGGGAGCUAACGGUGUUAGCUAGUUCGCGUUCCUCAAUCGUGUAUCAGUAUUUCAUCAGUAUUAAGUGAAACAGUAUAAUAAAAACGUUUCAUUAAGUAUUUCGUUUUUAGGUACGCAUUACAAGUCGCGUAAAAUACGAUACACAUCUGCGAAUCGCGAUAUAUCACGUCAGAGCAACGAGCAACAUUAUACUGUCGCGACAUAUCACGCAAGCGUCACUCGUAUAAUUGUAUAAUUUACAAAGUGUAAUAUUAUAUAAAUAAUAUGUUUCAAUAACUUUAACGGGAUAGGUGAUAAUUGUUUCUCGCAGUAUUGCUAUAUCGACUUUUAUAGUAACAAUGGUAUAUUGGCUACUGAGGAAACGUUUCUUGAAAAGGUAUCCGCUCGUAUUUCAUUAAGAAAAAGAAUGCAUAUGCUCAUUGUUUCUCCAUAACAUGAAUUCUUUCCUUAGUAAAACAUGACAUUUCUUACUUGGUAAAGGACAACGUACUAUUACACAAACUUUAACAUUCUUAUACUAAUGUGCAUAUUUACUCCAUCAUUUUUAUAUUUCAGAUACUAAUAUUUCACGAUUAUUUAGGGAAAGUGUGGGUUAUAUAUGUAUUAAAAGAUACAGGAAAUUAUUUCUUUUGAAUAAAGAAAGAUUUCUUGCAACAAGUCUGUGGAAUUAAAUUUGAUCUAAGAAAGGAUUUACGACGAAAAGUUAUUAUAAACAACUGAUAACUACUAACAAUGAAAUCAAGUCACCUAUUAUUAGCAGCAGUGCCAUUCGCCAUCCUUGAUAUUUGGUACACAGGAAUAUUCUUAAUUUGGACUAUGAAGAUAUCUGCAGUAACAUACCUCAUUUUAGCUGGGCUUCUACCUAUAAUUUUCCACUAUUCCUAUACUAUACAAAAAAAAUUAUUAUUUUUAAAUUUUGUACAAUGGCCGCUUAAAACAAAUUUUUCUGACCCAGAAUCAGUUGGACUAGAAGGUGCUAGGAAUUUUUAUUUACAUACUGAUCAACAAGUAAAAAUAGGUGCAUGGCAAAUAUUACCACGGUCUUUACUAAAUAAUUCCAUUCCUGCAACAGACGAAGCUUAUCAAGAACUUCUAACUAAUUCCAAGCAUCCUGUGUUUUUGUACUUGCAUGGAAACAGUGGUAAUAGAGCAAGUUCACAUAGAGUUGAGCUUUACAAGCUUUUCCAAGACUUGGAUUAUCAUAUCAUUUGUUUUGAUUAUAGAAGCUAUGGGGAUAGUGAUGUAGUCGAAUUAUCCGAGAUGGGCGUGGUUAUGGAUAGCAAAUAUGUUCUUGAGUGGGUAUUGAAAAAAGUUAAUGGUACAGUACCAGUUUUCGUCUGGGGUCAUUCUUUAGGCACUGGAGUUUCUACACACGUGUUAGCAUUGCUAGCAGCUGAAAAUAUACAACCAACAGGUUUAAUUCUAGAAGCACCAUUUAAUAAUGUAGCUGACGAAAUAACAGAACAUCCAUUUGCACUGAUAUUCAAACAUUUACCAUGGUUCCAUUGGAUAAUUGUCGAACCCUUUUACAAAAAUAACCUACGAUUUGAGUCUGACAAACAUAUCGGCAAAAUUGAAUGUCCUAUUAUGAUAUUGCAUGCUGAAGAUGAUGGUGUGAUUCCAUUAUCUCUAGCGGAAAAGCUCUAUCAGGCGGCAAUGAAUAGUUCCGGAAAUGAUACAGAUCGAAUUCAAAUGAUAAAGAUCAAUUCGUCUUAUGGACUUGGGCAUAAAUAUAUUUGCAGAUACAAAGAAUUGCCUGGUAUAAUAAAGACAUUUGUCGCUAAAACAUAUGGAAAUCUAGUUGGAUAAUCAAACAACUAUAGAAACUCAGACUUUCAUUAUCAUCAUAAGAGAAUAUUCGAACUUAGUAUCAUUUAAUUUACAUAUGAAAAAGUUGAAUAUAUUUCUUGAAAAUAGUAAAAACAAUUUUCGUUAUUUAUAGAAAUUUUUUUUGUCUAUCAUAUAAAAUUCCUCGAAUAUUAAACAAUAUGUUUAUUUUAUAUCUAAUAGUGUUUUUCUGUUGAUUAUAUGUACAAUGAAGUAUUGAUGUUCAAAUAUUUGUGUACUCAUGUUUUAAUUAUGUGUAAAAUUUAGUUAAAUAUAUUUUUAUAUACGUGAUA